AUGGACGAAGACCUCAUCGCUCUCUGCUUCAUGGUCGGCCUCCUAAUCGUCUUCCCCCUCUCCAUCCUCACCCUCGUCCUCGGCAGCGUAGCCUACUCGCGCACCAAAGCCUGGGAUCGCGAGCGCAACCAGAAAUCCACCGCCCAGGAGUCACUCCUCAACAAGGACGAUGACGACAGCGAGUUCUACGACACCGAUGACGAAGCCGAAGCCGACGAGCGCAAGGCCGAGGAGGCGCGCGACGCGAUGUUAACCUUUGGGCAGAAGUGGCGCAAGGAGUUCGGCAAGGCGUGGAAGGGCAAGGGGAUGGCGCAGAUGCUGAAGGAGAAGGAGCGUGAGGAGCGGAGGAAGCUGGCGAAGGCUGUGGCGAAGGAGCUUGAUAGGAGGGAGAGGAGGGCUGCGAGGAAGGCGGAGAAAAAGGAGGGGUUGCCGCCUUAUCAGAAGUAG
This is a messenger RNA of Didymosphaeria variabile, 447 nucleotides long. RefSeq lists its product as uncharacterized. The record is from RefSeq and is a predicted model, not a curated record. The transcript has a single exon. Lineage: Eukaryota; Fungi; Ascomycota; Dothideomycetes; Pleosporales; Didymosphaeriaceae. The coding region runs from base 1 to 447 and encodes 148 amino acids.